This is a messenger RNA of Penicillium vulpinum, 2652 nucleotides long. Its product is annotated as Alkaline phosphatase-like alpha/beta/alpha. Lineage: Eukaryota; Fungi; Ascomycota; Eurotiomycetes; Eurotiales; Aspergillaceae. The transcript is spliced from 2 exons. The record is from RefSeq and is a predicted model, not a curated record. Bases 1 to 2652 code for a protein of 883 amino acids.
AUGUUCAUCUUCGCUCUCUUACCACCUCUGCCGCCCUUCCUUUUCUCGGCACUCGUCGUGAGUGGCCUCGCCUCCAAGGCCUUACACAUUGCGCUACACAUUCAUUCCUUACCAUUCCUCUACUUCGUCCUCUACUCCCCAACCCUCAUUCUAUCAGAUGUGUUGGUUAUCAUAUUCGUGCGGGUCUUGUUGCGCUUCCAUGCGCCAGAAAAUCGAUGGCAAUGGCUCUCGACUGCGUUGGGAGGGGUGCUGUCCCUGAUCACAUGGGGUGCUUCCUCCAUCCAGUUCGGAUUCUUUAUGCAGACCGGGGCCGAGGUCGCCUGGGCAGCUGGCGGUAGCUUCCUGAGCGAUCCCGCGGCCAUGAAAAUUCUCCUCAGCGGUAUCUCGACUGUAUCUGCUGCGGCAACCGUCCUGGGACUGGUGGCGUGGUUGCUUCAUUCACAUUUGUACAACGUCACCGGUCUCGGCUUGCAGGCAAUCCGAGACCUAUGCGUGGGGGGUUUCAGAGCGCGUUAUACCUUGAUUUCCGCCCCAAGCAAAUCGUGCAUGGCCUCAAUGGACCUCCGGUCAUUCCUUUGCAUUAUUCCUGCAGUCGCCAUUUGUGUCUCGCUCGUUUUCUUGGAACUCACCAGGCCCGCUAUACCGUAUGACCAUCUAUCCGGAGCUCUGCCGCUGACACUACUCGAUGCUUUCCAGAAAAAAACAGCGACAGUGGAGGGAUGCCGUGCGCCUGCCAUUCCAUUCCCUUUAUUAAUCGCGGACCAGAAUGGGGUCUCUCGUCCUCAGUUCCAGUCGGACUCGACGUUUGUGGAACAAUGGUCACGAGCUACAUGGCUUCCCGAAGACCCUCCCCGAGGAUUCAGCCGCUGGGAUCUCAGUCCCAGCGAUCGUGCAGAGAAGGAUAAUCAUUAUUCUUUUGUCUGUGAUGGUGGUGAAGGAUUCUACGAUCCAAAGGAUGACCCGCUAAUGGUCACGAAUCUGGACGGUGAAAUUUACGAACCCUUGCAGAAGGCGUUCAAAGAGCACUCUGUUGAGGUCAAUCACAUAGUGCUAUUAACUCUUGAAAGUGGCCGCAAGGAGCUUUUCCCCACACAACAGGGCACCCCCUUGUUCGAUGCUCUUCUCGCCUCCCACAAGACAGAAAAGAUCAACGAGGCAAUCGAUCGUCUGGUCACAAUGACCCCAGUCGCUCAACAGUUGACUGGUGAAUACGCAACUGAUAGCAAGGGGGAGAAGGUCGACUUGAGCCACUCUCCGUGGCAGACCCCGCCACAAGAAGGUAUGGGUGGACUUAAUGUCCGUGGUGCCAUGACGGGUAGCUCCUUGACUUUCAAAAGUGUUUUGGGAAGUCACUGCGGUGUGAACCCUCUACCGGUGGACCUGCUGGAGGAGUCUUUGCUCGAAAUUUAUCAACCAUGCUUGCCCCAGAUUUUCGAUCUGUUCAAUCAAGGCAAGUCACAAUCGGAGCAGCGCCGCCAGAACUCUUCUUCUGAAGGCAAAUCCCCGGCUCUAAAGUACCCCUGGAAGUCUGUCUUCAUGCAGUCAAUUACCGACGACUAUGACCGUCAGGACGUUCUGAACGAAAACAUGGGCUUUAAGCACAAGGUCGUUAAAAGUAAUCUGAAAUCCCCCCGCGCGAAACACAAAGCUCAAGGCGAAGAGAUCAACUACUUUGGAUUUGCGGAGACAGAGCUCCGACCCUAUGUGUUGGAUCUCUUCGAGGAGGCUGCAAACAACAAGACCCGCAUGUUCCUUUCACAUGUCACCAGCACAACCCACCAUCCCUGGAGUACCCCAGACGACUUCGAGAAAGAACCAUACAUGAGCAACCAGGGAAGCAUCAACCAUGACCUGAUGAACAACUACCUGAAUGCCGUGCGCUUCGUGGAUAUCUGGCUUGGCGACAUCAUGACCAUGCUGGAGCAAACAGGUAUUGCCAACGAGACUCUAGUUGUUGUCGUCGGCGACCAUGGCCAAACCUUUGGCGAAGAUAAUAAGGAUAUGACCGGCACAUACGAGAAUGGCCACAUUAGCAACUUCCGUGUACCCUUGGUCUUCCACCACCCGCAUAUGCCUCGAGUGGACAUCACCGCCAACGUGACCACGCUCUCCAUCGUCCCCACCAUUCUGGAUCUUCUCGUCCAGUCGAACUCCCUGGACGAGCGCGAUUCCGAGAUCGCCUCUUCCCUACUCCCAGAGUAUCAAGGCCAGUCUCUCAUACGUCCCUUCCUCUCUUCUAUAGAAGAACCACCUCACCGCCGUAACUCCCACCAUCCCCCACAUGAGCACCCAGAACAUGAGGGAGAAGCCAUCCAGCCCGAAGCAUGGUCUCAGACAAAGAUCCCAGCUAAUCGUUCGGUUUGGAACAUGGGAUUGAUCAACGCUGGUGGCUCAAUGCUCUCUGUCAUGGCAGCCGAUGUCCCCUACCGUCUCAUUCUUCCCCUGAAAGAUGGGUUUGAAUAUACAUUCACCCACAUUGGCGAAGACCCCGGGGAAACUCACCCCAUCAAGGCAUGGACUCUUGCGGCCCUCAUCGAAGAUGUUACGCCUAAAUUUGGCGAAGAGUCUGCUAAGUGGCUUGCUGAUGCUGAGCUAGUCGGCAAGUGGUGGGUGAAUGAACAAAAACGCAUUUGGGGUUACCGUGAAGCCUAA